GCCAUUUAGGAUAAUCGAGCAAAUAUCAGUCAUCUCUAGGCAACGAUAGCAGCAACAAAGUGCUACCAGACUGGAAAUAAAUAGUUGGCACAUCGAGACUAGCCGUUUGGGACUGUUUGCUACUGCGUGGACACUCUAUCAAUUCUUUGCAAUGCCGAGGAAAAUGUUCUCAUUCGGCGCUGUACUGCUGCAGUUGAUCACGGCAUUUAGUCAUUUGAGUGCUUUGGAGAUGCCCCUGGAGUUGAUGCACGAAAACUCCAAGCCGAUGGAUUAUUCACGACACCUUUUGUUCCCUUCGCACUCGGACAGCGUUGUCGAGAUACCGCCGAGCAUUGAGGAUGAAUACGGCUUUAUUCCGAAGGUUUCUUCUGGUGAAGAGAAGGAAUAUGCGGAGGACGAAUCAAACGCAAAGGGUGUGGCCCCAAACUGGAUAGAGGCGCACAUGGCGCAGCACGAGCCCAAACAUAAACACCCAAAGCACAGCCAUUCCCAUCGACAAGGACACGCGCCCGGCUCUACGCCCUCCAUCCGACGCUGUUCCAUUGAGAUCAGCAGCAAAAUACCGGGUAUUUGCCAGUCGAUGGCCUAUGUAAACGGCAAUGCCUGUGUUUCGGGCGACUACAUCGAUGUCUUCAAUGCCGAGUGCAUGUAGGGUGGAUAGCUGCCCAAGGAUCGCAAAGUGUUGGCACACAAUGCAGGAGUACACAUUUUCUUACCUUUCUCAACUGUUCACCUAUUCUUAGUUCCGUUACAUCGUUAAAAUUGUAUUGAAACGUCAAUAAAUGUAGUUGUUAAAUGGCAAAAGACCGUAUGCAAA
Musca domestica (house fly) is the source of this 817-nucleotide messenger RNA. RefSeq lists its product as uncharacterized. Bases 152 to 652 code for a protein of 166 amino acids. Lineage: Eukaryota; Metazoa; Arthropoda; Insecta; Diptera; Muscidae. The transcript has a single exon. The record is from RefSeq and is a predicted model, not a curated record.